Messenger RNA from Symbiodinium pilosum, 828 nucleotides. The record is from the annotation of a GenBank genome assembly. Lineage: Eukaryota; Dinophyceae; Suessiales; Symbiodiniaceae.
AUGCCUCUUGAAUCCAACCCAAAGGUGGUUGGCAAAUAUGUGAAAAAGCUGGGUUUCGACAGCCAGUAUGAGGUGCAUGAGCUGCUGUCACUCGAGCCUUGGGCACUUGAGAUGAUACCUCGGCCAGCAGGGGCUGUCUUUCUCCUAUUUCCUCAAGGAAAGGAGCUUGCAGCAGCGCAAGAAGCCGAGAGCCUUUCUGCGACCGCCACUCCGCCCACGGGAGUAAUUCACAUGAAACAGCUCGUGGGAAAUGCGUGUGGGACCAUCGCCGUCGUGCACGCCAUGGCCAACCUCUGCAAACAUUCUGGGGCCAUUGCAACUCAAGGAUCUUGGCUGGAGCGUUUCCUGGCAAACUACAAGGAUGGCAUGACCAGCGAAGACCUGGGCACCAUGCUGGAGGAAGAUGUUGCAAUUGAAGCUGCGCAUGAUGAAGCAGAACGAGAAAGCGAAGCUUCUCAUGGGCAUGCUACAAACAAAGAUCUGCAUUUCAUCGUGUUCGUGUGCAUCGACGGCUUGGUAGUGGAGCUAGAUGGCUGCAAGGACAAGCCUAUCGUCCGCGGAAAGCUGGGUGACUAUGGUGGCGAUUUUCUCCGUGCAGCCGUAGUUGUCAUUCGCGAACGGUACAUGAAUGUGUCGCCAGACCCGAUGCGCUUCAACAUGAUGGCCUUGUGCAAGCCUGGAGAAUUCGCAGAGGGCGUGCCGAGCGCCAUAUCAGAGGAGGCAGUGGCGCAGUUGAUGGCUCUGGGAUUCGAUGCAGAUGCAGCAAAGUCUGCAUUGGAAGCUGCCGGUGGCAACGCAGAGGAGGCGGCGAACUUCCUGCUGGGCUGA